AGAUACCAGACUUGGCUACUGAGAUCCUUGAAGUUAAAACUGACAAGUUUGUGUGAGACACAGGAGCAGAGAGGGAGCCAAUUGAUUAAAGGAGGCGUGUCUGAGGCUUGAUUGGAUUAGCAAUAAACUGUGAGCAGUGGGUUUUUUUGUUAAACUGAAAGUCAGGUUUUAGUCAAAGUUGCUUACUUUCAUUUAUUAAUUUGCCUGCUUCCUGAACCAGAAGAACUAUCUCUUGAAGAGGUCCAUUUGGCUCUCUUAUUCUAUCCGAAGAGGUUCCUCUAGGAGAGAAGCUGUUGUACGUUCAAGGUCUAAACAAUGCCGAUUCAUGUGAAUGAUGUGAUUCAACUUCUGUGCCGACUAUCUGAAGUGCGGGGAAUGAAGGCAGCCAUCAAACAUUCGGGACGAGGAGCACUUAUGGCAGGUUUCGGCGCGUUCACUGGAGGCUUGUUGGGUGGAGCAGUUGGCCUUGCAGUGGGUGGGGCACUUGGUGCCUUGAUCGCAGCCUCAAUGGCCAGUGGACAAUUUAAGCCCGUCCCUCAGAUUAUUCUGGAACUUCCUCCAAUAGAGCAACAACGGCUUUAUGAAGAUGUCCGGGCCAUUGUUAGGAACCUGGAAUGGAUGGAUGUGGCACAGCUCACAGCACUGGUCAUGGGAAACUCAUCUCUUCAAGAGAAAUUGCUCAUGGUGGUGACAAACUACAUCACCAAGGAGUUUGGAGCUACAAUCAAGUAUGGAAAGUAAAAACCACAAGAGCAGCAGUCUGUGAAGAGCAACAAGGAAGGUCCAGAAGAUCCCACCAACUGUACUGUGGAUGUUUGGAGCAAGUCCUAGGCUUUGCAGACACGACACAAUUAAAGGGCUACAAUACCACUUUAAGAGUAAUUAGGAACCAUUUGUUAAGGGCGCAGAGAGUUUUGCACAGCACCAGUACAAACCCACCACUAAUGCACUAUUUCUGUGGCAAUGUUGGGUUACAGACAGAACACACCUGCAAAACAACCAACCAACCAACCAACCAACCAAGAACCCACCAGUUUGAAGAUUCAGUUGCUAGUUUAAUUGUAGCUGGCUUCUGCACAAUGGACACAGAGAAAGUUUCUUCCAGGCAGAAAAUUGUCAUCCAAAUUUGUAUCCAAUGUAGCGUCAAGUUGAAGUUACUAAGCAGGCGAGAUGUGUUGCACCAGCAGAAUGCUCUGUGCAAGAGCAUGCAAAAGUUGGUAAUUUUUUGUGCAAUACCCUGUUUCUCCGAAAAUAAGACGUAGCCAUAAAAUAAGCCGUAGCAGGAUUUUUAAGCAUUCAAGGAGUAUAAGCCAUACCCCGAAAAUAAGACAUAGUGAUAGGUGCAGCAGCAUUGCCGGCUGCGGCAGGAGGAGGAGGCAAAAAAUAAGACAUCCCCUGAAAAUAAUCCAUAAUGUGGGUUUUUUAAAGGAAAAAUAUAAGACGGUGUCUUAUUUUCGGAGAAACACGGUAGAUUACAUAACCUGUUGAGUGGGAUUCUUCUGUUUCCAACAUUAAAAUUCAGCUGCCCAUUGGUGCAAGAGCCCUUGAACUAGUGGUCAGAGAACACUCAAUACAGCCCAUGGACAUUUUCACAAAUGAGAAAAGCCAGUCUCUCUCGAAUGCUCUCUGCGAGAGCAGAACUCAUUGAUUUUAUACAGGAUGUUUUGUCUGACUCUUCAAGUCCAGGGAUGGGGAACAUGUGGUCAUCCAGAUAUCAGUGGAUGGGACAGCAUCUUCCAAUGCACCUGAUGGCAUCUUAGGCAGUGUAUGGCAGGCCAC
Messenger RNA from Zootoca vivipara (common lizard), 1779 nucleotides. RefSeq names its product protein C19orf12 homolog. Lineage: Eukaryota; Metazoa; Chordata; Lepidosauria; Squamata; Lacertidae. The record is from RefSeq and is a predicted model, not a curated record.